AAUGAUGACGUGUUCGUUGUGUAUUACGUGUUGGAAACACAUUUGACACGUCGCCUGCUAUUCUGCAUUAUACCGCCAGCUUGCGUUCGAAUCGCCUGAACACAAGCACCGUUAUUAGCACCAAGAUAUUUGGCACGUUAGCUAAGUCUACGACGGUUCUUGAAUAGGUCUUCCUGAAAUCUCUCAAAUUGUCAGUGAUAAGAACAGUUGCACAAUGCCUGCUGCACCCAGUGCUACCUCUGUAGGUUCUGUUGGACGGUCACCUAGUAAAGCUAUAGCACCUAGAACAGGUGGCAGUGGCACUGUCAGACAGAGGAAAACCACUGUAACUUCCUCUGCCCGGAACAGGAAUACUGGCACAAGUUCCGGUGGCAUGUGGAGGUUCUAUACCGAUGAUUCCCCUGGCAUUAAAGUAGGUCCAGUGCCAGUAUUGGUUAUGUCGCUUCUGUUUAUUGCAUCUGUGUUCAUGCUUCACAUCUGGGGCAAGUACACAAGAAACUAGAUUUAAGUAAAUCUGUGGAAUUUGGACUUGUAGAUAGGAAGCAGUGAAUGAUGUUGCAAAUGGCAUCUUCCUGAAAUUACAAAAUGGCAUUUUAAAAAGAUCAAUAUCAGGUGGUUUUUAAUAUAUAAUGUUAUCGAUAAUGCAUCAUUGAAGAAAAAUCUAUGAAAUACAUUGCAAUGCUGACAUCGUUAUAUGGUAAAUUGAAAUGUAUUCAUAUUGAAGAAUAAGAGAAAAUGUGUUUUUUUAAUAAUUUCAUCGGUUAUGCAUAUUGUGAGAAAGCGUGAGAGAUUACUCAAUUUGCAUUUGUAAUAUUAAGGGUAUAACAAUAUAUGAUAUUGAAAUAAAUGUAAGUUAUUUUUACCCUAA
Molecule: messenger RNA, 868 nt
Organism: Pogonomyrmex barbatus (red harvester ant)
Lineage: Eukaryota; Metazoa; Arthropoda; Insecta; Hymenoptera; Formicidae
Gene: Sec61beta
Product: Sec61 translocon subunit beta
Biological process (GO): intracellular protein transport
Cellular component (GO): Sec61 translocon complex
Source: RefSeq, a predicted model, not a curated record